Molecule: messenger RNA, 3561 nt
Organism: Chinchilla lanigera (long-tailed chinchilla)
Lineage: Eukaryota; Metazoa; Chordata; Mammalia; Rodentia; Chinchillidae
Gene: Adamts2
Product: ADAM metallopeptidase with thrombospondin type 1 motif, 2
Exons: 21
Biological process (GO): extracellular matrix organization; proteolysis
Molecular function (GO): metalloendopeptidase activity; zinc ion binding
Source: RefSeq, a predicted model, not a curated record
CUGCGGGCUCCGAAGUCUGCCAGUCUGACGCCCCUUCCCGUUGCAGGCGGGCCCCCGGGGCUCGGAGCCGAGCGCAUCCUGGCGGUGCCGGUGCGCACUGACGCCCAGGGCCGCCUGGUGUCCCACGUGGUGUCAGCAGCGGCGGCCGCGGUGGGGGUGCGAGCCCGCAGGGCUGCCCCGGUCCAGGGCUUCGCCGGGGGCAGCGAGGAGGACCCCAGCGGCCGCCUCUACUACAACGUCACGGUUUUCGGGCGAGACCUGCACCUGCGGCUACGACCCAACGGCCGCCUCGUGGCUCCCGGGGCCACUGUGGAGUGGCAAGGUGAGACGGGUGCCACGCGCGUGGAGCCCCUGCUGGGGACCUGCCUCUACGUCGGGGACGUGGCCGGCUUGGCUAGAUCCUCCUCCGUGGCGCUCAGCAACUGCGAUGGGCUGGCUGGUCUGAUCCGGAUGGAGGAGGAGGAGUUCUUCAUCGAGCCCCUGGACAAGGGGCUGGCGGCGCAGGAGGCCGAGCAGGGCCGCGUGCACGUGGUGUACCGGCGACCACCCACGCCCAAGCCCCCUCUCCUCGGGGGCCCACAGGCCCUGGACACAGGGGCCUCCGCAGACAGCCUGGACAGCCUCAGCAGGGCCCUGGGCGUCCUGGAGGAGCGAGUGAACCGCACCCGCCGGAGGGUGCGCAGACACACGGCGGACGACGACUACAACAUCGAGGUGCUGCUGGGCGUGGACGACUCUGUGGUCCAGUUCCACGGGAAGGAGCACGUGCAGAAGUACCUGCUGACGCUCAUGAACAUCGUCAACGAAAUCUACCACGAUGAGUCGCUGGGGGCCCACAUCAACGUCGUCCUGGUGCGCAUCAUCCUGCUGAGCUACGGGAAGUCCACGAGCCUCAUCGAGAUCGGGAACCCCUCCCAGAGCCUGGAGAACGUCUGCCGCUGGGCCUACCUGCAGCAGAAGCCGGACACAGGCCACGACGAGUACCACGACCACGCUAUCUUCCUCACACGGCAGGACUUUGGGCCCUCAGGCAUGCAAGGCUAUGCUCCUGUCACUGGGAUGUGCCACCCCGUUCGCAGCUGUACCCUGAACCACGAAGACGGCUUCUCCUCAGCGUUUGUGGUGGCCCACGAGACUGGCCAUGUGCUGGGCAUGGAGCACGACGGGCAGGGCAACCGCUGUGGGGACGAGGUGCGCCUGGGCAGCAUCAUGGCGCCGCUGGUGCAGGCUGCCUUCCACCGCUUCCACUGGUCCCGCUGCAGCCAGCAGGAGCUCAGCCGCUACCUGCACUCCUACGACUGCCUGCGGGACGACCCCUUCGCCCACGACUGGCCCGCGCUGCCCCAGCUCCCCGGGCUACACUAUUCCAUGAACGAGCAGUGCCGCUUCGACUUCGGCCUGGGCUACAUGAUGUGCACCGCGUUCCGGACCUUUGACCCCUGCAAACAGCUGUGGUGCAGCCACCCCGACAACCCCUACUUCUGCAAGACUAAGAAGGGGCCCCCCCUGGACGGGACUAUGUGUGCACCUGGCAAGCACUGCUUUAAAGGACACUGCAUCUGGCUGACACCCGACAUCCUCAAACGGGACGGCAACUGGGGAGCCUGGACCCCCUUCGGCUCCUGCUCACGCACCUGUGGCACAGGGGUGAAGUUCAGGACGCGCCAGUGUGACAACCCACACCCAGCCAAUGGGGGCCGCACCUGUGCGGGCCUGGCCUACGACUUCCAGCUCUGCAACCCCCAGGACUGCCCCGACACGCUGGCUGACUUCCGGGAGGAGCAGUGCCGCCAGUGGGACCUGUACUUUGAGCACGGCGAUGGCCAGCACCACUGGCUGCCCCACGAGCACCGCGAUGCCAAGGAGAGAUGCCACCUCCACUGCGAGUCCAGGGAGACCGGGGAGGUGGUGUCCAUGAAGCGCAUGGUGCACGACGGGACACGCUGCUCCUACAAGGACGCCUUCAGCCUCUGUGUGCGCGGGGACUGCAAGAAGGUGGGCUGUGACGGGGUGAUCGGCUCCAGCAAGCAGGAGGACAAGUGCGGCGUGUGUGGUGGGGACAACACGCACUGCAAAGUGGUCAAGGGCACGUUCACUCGCUCUCCCAAGAAGCUCGGUUAUAUCAAGAUGUUUGAGAUCCCCGCGGGAGCCAGACACCUGCUCAUCCAGGAGGCAGACGCCGCCAGCCACCACCUGGCCGUCAAGAACCUGGAGACAGGCAAGUUCAUCUUAAAUGAAGAGAACAACCUGGACCCCAAUUCCAGAUCCUUCAUUGCCAUGGGCGUGGAGUGGGAGUACAGGAACGAGGACGGCCGGGAGACGCUGCAGACCAUCGGCCCGCUCCGCGGCACCAUCACCGUGCUGGUCAUCCCCGAGGGAGACACCCGGAUCUCACUGACGUACAAAUACAUGAUCCACGAAGACUCGCUCAACGUCGAUGACAACAACGUGCUGGAGGACAACUCUGUGAGCCACGAGUGGGCCCUGAAGAAGUGGUCUCCCUGCUCCAAGCCCUGUGGCGGAGGGUCACAGUUUACCAAGUACGGCUGCCGCCGGAGGCUGGACCACAAGAUGGUGCACCGGGCCUUCUGCAACGCCCUGGCGAAGCCCAAAGCCAUCCGCCGCACUUGCAACCCACAGGAGUGCUCCCAGCCCGUGUGGGUCACGGGCGAGUGGGAGCCCUGCAGCCAGAGCUGUGGGCGGACGGGCAUGCAGGUGCGCGCCGUGCGCUGCGUCCAGCCUCUGCACAACAACACCACGCGCUCCGUACACACCAAACACUGCAAUGACAACCGGCCCGAGAGCCGCCGGGCCUGCAACCGCGAGCUCUGCCCGGGUCGGUGGCAGGCCGGGUCCUGGUCCCAGUGCUCCGUGACCUGCGGCAACGGCACCCAGGAGCGGCCCGUGCUCUGCCGCACAGCGGAUGACAGCUUCGGCAUCUGCCGGGAGGAGCGGCCUGAGACGGCGAGGGUCUGCAGGCUCGGUCUCUGUCCCCGAAACACCUCGGACCCUUCCAAGAAGAGCUACGUGGUUCAGUGGCUGUCCCGCCCGGACCCCGACUCGCCAGUCCAGAAGAUCUCAAAGGGCCACUGCCAAGGUGACAAGUCCAUGUUCUGUAGGAUGGAAGUCUUGUCUCGCUAUUGCUCCAUUCCAAGCUACAACAAGCUCUGCUGCAAGUCCUGCAACCUGCGAAACGCCACCGGUGCCGACGACGAAGCAGAGCCUCUGCCCGGGAAGCACAACGACAUUGACGUGUUCAUGCCCACACUCCCGGGGCCCACGCUAGCCGCGGAGGCGCAGUCUUCACCCGGACCCCCGCUGGAGGUCCCUGUCAAUGCCUCCAUCACCAACGCCACAGAGGACCACCCGGAAGCCAACGCCGUAGACGUGCCCUACAAAAUCCAGGCCCUGGAUGAUGAAGCCCAGCCGCCCAACUUAAUCCCCCGACGACCGAGUCCGUAUGAAAAGACCAGGAACCAAAGGAUCCAGGCGCUCAUUGAUGCCAUGCGGAAGAAAGAGACGCUCGGGAAGUUCUAAUAAAGUGGAAAGAUAGCAUCAGUA